Messenger RNA from Elephantulus edwardii (Cape elephant shrew), 597 nucleotides. RefSeq names its product chromosome unknown open reading frame, human C11orf87 (gene CUNH11orf87). The coding region runs from base 1 to 597 and encodes 198 amino acids. The record is from RefSeq and is a predicted model, not a curated record. The transcript has a single exon. NCBI's taxonomy places the organism in Eukaryota, Metazoa, Chordata, Mammalia, Macroscelidea, Macroscelididae.
AUGAGUGCCAGGGCGCCCAAGGAGCUGAGGCUGGCGCUGCCGCCUUGUCUCCUCAACCGGACCUUUGCUUCCCCCAACGCCAGUGGCAACGCUAGUACCCGAGGCCCGGGCGGCGGCACCUGCAUAACGCAGGUGGGACAGCAGCUCUUCCAGUCCUUCUCGUCCACGCUGGUGCUGAUUGUCCUGGUCACCCUCAUCUUCUGCCUCAUCGUGCUGUCCCUCUCCACCUUCCACAUCCACAAGCGCAGGAUGAAGAAGCGGAAGAUGCAGAGGGCUCAGGAGGAAUACGAGCGAGAUCACUGCAGCAGCAGCCGUGGCAGCGGGGGGCUGGUCCAGGCUGGCAGCCAGGCCCCAACCCAGGGCAAAGAGACCCGGCUGGAGAGGCAGCCCCGGGACGCUGCGUUCAGCGCCCCUUCCCACGCCUCCGCCGCCGCCGCCUCCUUCUCCUCUUCGUCCCCGUCCCCGGGUGUCCAGUGUCCGGGUCCCUGUUCUCCUCCGCCUCCAGCGCCAGCCCCUAGUCCGCAGGGCGCACGUGCAGCUUCCUCCUGUUUGGACACAGCUAGCGAGGGCCUUUUGCAGACGGUCGUACUGUCCUGA